AUGCAGAUCCCUGCCCUGCUCCUGCUUCUCCUCCUCCUCCUAGCUCUGCUGUCCCCGGCCAACGCUGCCCACCCUGCUCAGCCUUGCCCCUCGGAGAUGAACGAGGCCAAGGACCUGCUGGAGGUGAACUGCACGGGACAGGAUCUCAGCGCGGUGCCCCCGGGGCUGCCCGCAGACACGGGCAUCCUGCUGCUCAGCGCCAACCGCCUGGGCUCUCUCUCCACCGCCGCCUUCCUGCCCCUCGCCCAGCUGCAGGACCUCGACCUGUCCCACAACGGGCUGGUGGCUCUGCACACCGGGCCCCUGCUGCCCUCCCUGAAGGAGCUGCUGCUCUCCCACAACGCGCUGGAGACCCUGCCCACCCUGCAGGGCCUGCCUGAGCUCACCCGCCUGGCCCUGGCCCACAACAGCCUGGCAGAGCUGCCCCCAGGGGCUUUCCAUGCGGUGCCGCGGCUGCAGGACCUGGACCUGCAGGGGAACCAGCUGCGGACGCUGCCCGGGGAGGCCUUUGCAGGGCUGAGGGCACUCAAGGACUUGGACCUCUCAGACAACCUCCUGGAGGAGCUCCCCAGGGAGCUGCUGCAGGAUCUGCAGAAGCUAGAGACCCUCUGGCUCUCAGGGACCUGCCUGCAGACCCUGCCCACCAGCUUCUUCCCUGAAGGGCACCUCUUUGCCUAUGUCUUCCUCACCGAGAACCUCUGGCACUGCGACUGCGACCUGCGCUACCUGAGGACCUGGAUCCAGCAGAACGAGGGCAGUGUCUACCAGCCAGAGCGGGGCCUGGAGAUGUCAAAGGUGGAGGUUGCCCCUGAGAAGGUGCUGUGCUACAGCCCCCCUGAGCACUGGCAGAAGCCCAUCAUCCACUUCAAGCCCAACUGCGGCAAUGUGGGGGACACAGAUGAGGACGAAGACUAUGAUUAUGAUUUUGGGGAAGAAAAGAUGGAGAAAGCUCCCAUAACCACCUUCCUCCCCCCACAUCCACCCAUCCCCAAAGAGCACAGUACCGUGCCCCAUACCCCGCCUCCCCUUGCUAACACAAGACCUCCUCUUAGUACCCCUUGCAGCUCCACCCUCGUCCCAAGCACUUUGCCUGCAACAGCUGCAAGCACCAGAGCUCCCAGCACUGCCACUCCUGCUCCAAACAGUCCCACCAUCACAGCUUCAAAGCCCCCAGCCACUGCCACCAGUGUCACUGCUGCUCCUGCCAGCAUCCCACACAGACCCACCACCCUCAUUUCCACCACCUCACCGCCAACCACUAUGAGUACCAGAUCUCCCAGCACCAGCAGCUCUCCCCAGACCACCCUUACCACCAACACUACCAGCACCUAUACCAAUCUCAUGGUGUCCACUGGCGCAUUUUCCCCCACCUCCACAGCAGUGUCUUCUACUGGUGUGCCAGAGGCCUCUUCCAGUGUCAGGUCUUCAGAUCCUUCUCUGACAUCACUCACUUCAAUGGUCUCCACUACCAUGCUUUCCACUCCUGCCCCAACACCACUAGCUCCCCUGGAGACCACCCAACCUGCACCUCUGGCCCUCUGCCCAUGUUCUACCCCAGAACUGGCCAUACCUGUGCUGCGCUCGCGGGCAGGUGGGGAGGCUCCACAGUGGGGACAGUGGGUGCUGAGGCAUUGCUGUCUGUUGCACUGGGUGCUCUACCUGGCCGCCUUGAUUUUCCUGGUCCUGACUGUGCUGGCUCUAGCAGGCUGGCUGGUGUGGAUGUGUCUGGUGGGAUGGCCCUCCUGGCGCAAGUUCCUGGAGGGCCAAGAGAUGCAGCAUCCUCUGCUGAGGUGGAGGAAGUCGAAAGGAAGCCCUGCCAUGCAUCUCAGCAGCUUCCAAAGCCCUCUCCAGCGCCCCACGUUCUGUACCAUCAAGGAAGUAGAGUUGUGCCCUGAGGUUACGUAUUGCACGAUUAAAGACCUGGGAAUACAGCAUAGUCCUCCUGCAAGUUCCUCCUUCUGCACAACAAAGGAGCUGUGGAUCCACCACAAACAUCUCAACACUUCAUUCAAGUCUUUCUCCAGGAACCUGGUGGUCACUGACCUCAGCUCCCUGAGAACCCCUUCUGUGUACAGCCUGGACAGGGGUGUCAAGGCCAUUGGUGAUGUCAGAGUGAAAUAUGCUGGCAACACCUUGUAA
Messenger RNA from Chaetura pelagica (chimney swift), 2139 nucleotides. It is a transcript of the gene GP1BA, whose product is annotated as glycoprotein Ib (platelet), alpha polypeptide. NCBI's taxonomy places the organism in Eukaryota, Metazoa, Chordata, Aves, Apodiformes, Apodidae. Gene Ontology annotation, molecular function: protein binding. Bases 1 to 2139 code for a protein of 712 amino acids. The record is from RefSeq and is a predicted model, not a curated record. The transcript has a single exon.